Molecule: messenger RNA, 5400 nt
Organism: Alexandromys fortis (reed vole)
Lineage: Eukaryota; Metazoa; Chordata; Mammalia; Rodentia; Cricetidae
Gene: Cacul1
Product: CDK2 associated cullin domain 1
Exons: 10
Coding region: 280-1434 (384 amino acids)
Biological process (GO): positive regulation of protein kinase activity; ubiquitin-dependent protein catabolic process; G1/S transition of mitotic cell cycle
Molecular function (GO): ubiquitin protein ligase binding; protein kinase binding
Source: RefSeq, a predicted model, not a curated record
GCUCUUCCCAGGCGCCUGCGGAAGCUGCUGUAAAAUGUCGUGACGGACGUCGCCGCUUUGCGGCCGUCUCUGUGAGAAGCCGAGCCCCGGGAGUGCCCACCGCAGUUAGCGGUUCCUUGAGCGGAGUCCUGAGCGAGGGCGAAAGCACUCGGGCGCGCGCGCUCCUGGCCUGUCCGCCGCGCCCGCGAGGGCUCCGGGCGAUGUGAACUCGAGGCGGCUGCUGUGCUCCCAGGCCUCGGGGAGGCAGGUGCCUGGGAGGCCGCCGGGGGGCCCGGCAGGAUGGAGGAGAGCAUGGAGGAGGAGGAGAUGCUCAGCUACGAGGCGAUGAUGGACGACCAGAACCACAACUGGGAGGCCGCCGCGGACAACUUCCGGCAGCCUCCACCGCCACCGCCACCGCUACCGCCCUCGUCGUCCAUCCAGGAUCCCGGCCGAGAAGCCCCGGGGGGCCAGCUGCUGGCUAUGCCCGUGGGUUCUGUGGACGGGAAGGACCCUAAGGAGGGGCUCCCGCUGGGGCCUCCGCCCUUGCCGGAGCCCAACGGGGUGAUCAUGAUGUUGAAGAGCUGCGACACGGCUGCCGCGGUGACCAAGGCGGCCUCCGCCCCCACCCCCAGCUCCACCAUCAACAUCAACACCUCCACUUCCAAGUUCCGUAGAUUCCAGGAUUGGACUCAGGCCCUUAGGCUUGUUGUGAUGAAUGUCAUAACAAUCGAGGAUUAUAAGAGCACAUACUGGCCAAAAUUAGAUGGUGCCAUAGACCAACUUUUAACCCAGAGUCCUGGUGACUAUAUACCUAUAUCCUAUGAACAGAUUUACAGCUGUGUAUAUAAGUGUGUGUGCCAGCAGCACUCGGAACAGAUGUACAGUGACCUGAUUAAAAAGAUAACCAGUCACUUAGAACGAGUCUCCAAGGAGCUGCAGGCCAGCCCUCCAGACCUCUAUAUUGAGAGAUUUAAUAUAGCUCUGGGACAGUAUAUGGGAGCAUUACAGAGCAUCGUGCCUCUUUUCAUAUAUAUGAAUAAGUUUUACAUAGAAACUAAACUUAACAGAGACUUAAAAGAUGAUCUUAUAAAGCUGUUUACGGAACACGUUGCAGAAAAGCACAUUUACAGCCUAAUGCCUUUACUUUUAGAAGCCCAGUCAACACCAUUUCAGGUCACACCUUCAACUAUGGCAAAUAUUGUGAAAGGCCUGUACACUCUCAGACCAGAAUGGGUUCAGAUGGCUCCGACUUUGUUUUCUAAGUUUAUUCCAAACAUUCUGCCUCCAGCUGUGGAAUCUGAACUAUCUGAAUAUGCCGCUCAAGAUCAGAAGCUUCAAAGAGAACUUAUACAGAACGGUUUUACCAGAGGUGACCAGUCCCGGAAGAGAGCUGGGGAUGAGUUGGCUUAUAACAGCCCGUCCGCUUGUGCAGGUUCCAGGGGAUACAGAUAGUGACUGUUGAAGGACUUUUCUCCCGGAGAGAAGACACUGGAGCUGCAGACACUGUUCCAGGCACAGUGGGGCCUGCACCACUCAGGAGCUCUGUCAAAGGCUGUUCUCAGAGAGGAUGCCACACUUCUUUCUUUUGAUUUUCAGUUUUAAAAAACAAGAACUAACAAAAACAAUUGCUGCUAGACUUGAGGGUGAUUUUGAAAUGGGACAAUCUUUUAUUAAGUUUAUCUACAGAGCAAGUGUCUUGGAGAGUGGCCAUUGCUAAUUGAAGCCCAACAUGCAAAUCAGCUUCCUCCAAAAAAUACAAAAAUGAAAGAAUUUUUUUUUAAACACUUGUCUUGUUCUUCUGUAGACUAGGCACAUGGUGCCUCAUGUCAAGAUAUCUUUGCUUUAAAACCAAGCAGAUGCUACAGUACAGUGUUUUCACCUGUGACCCAAACAAUGUUUUAAAUUCAGAAUCGGCCUGUGUUUAGCACUAGUCUUAUGGAGGAAAAUGCUAAUAACUGCUUUCACUAUAACUUUCCCCAUCAGUUCACGUUAUUAACUCUGUGCCUUGAGCUUUGUGCACUUUUGCAACUGUGUGACCAUGUCAUCAAACUCAAAAUGCUUCCUGGAGAAGUUGAUAUCCCAAACUGACCCACCAAGGCCUCUGGUGUGGCCUUCUGGCAGGACCUGAUUGAGAAAAUGGAUAGGGGUCAGAAUUCACCUUCUGUCCCAGUUCUCAUGGGGACCAACUCUUACUGAGUGGUUUCCCUCCUGCCAUCUCCCCGUCUGAACUUAUCAGCCUCUGUAGUGUGGGUGGAGCUCUGUCUGGUUCAGGGCUGUGCUACUGUAGAGAUUGCCCAACCGGGGGAGCUGCUCCCUGAAUCCCUCUAGGGAGCGGUGUUAGUAAAGCCAAAUAUGGUGAGUAGUCUUGGUCCAUCUCAUUUUAAUCGAUGCAUUUAGUAUUUGUAAAAGGUCAACUCUGCCCUGGGUCUUGUAAACAUCAUGUUUGAUAUUUGAAUACAGUAGGGGAAGAGUUUGCACUGGUUUUUGAAGGCUUCCUUCAUUUGGACUUUCUGUCUCACUGCAUCAACAGUGCUCUUUAGGUCCUCACAAAAGUCUGAAGCUUACUCCAGGUGUUUUUUCCAGUGGUAAACAACAAAUAGACCUGGUGAAGGAAAAUAUUUUUCUCCUCAGUUUUGCUUGAAUGUGAAGUGAGCCUUGGCUUUGUGCUCAGCAGGCUUUUGCCGACAAUGAUUCUGAGCCUUCAGAGAAUGCCUCCUCAGGCUACUGCUGCGAACUCAGUGGGCAGAGAGUUAGAAAUGGGAUACAGGGGCAAGAACGUUGCCCUAUAGCAGUUCAGGAUUUGUAAAUGAUGGUCUAGGGGAGGAAUAGUAAGAGCUGACAGCUUGGCUCUUUUGGGUACUUCUCUGCAGUUGGUAGUUUGUGGGGUUUUUAGUUGACUUAGUUUCAUUUGGGUUAUAUUGAAGAACCUAGAUUAGGGACAGGCAGGCUCUUACUGUGGCCUGCACAGCCUUUUCUGCUCUAAUAGCAAGGGAAAUUUUCAUUUUAUCAAGAAGUCCAAAGUUUGCUUUUCUGUUGGGAUGUUUGCCGCACAGUUGUAAUAUCAUUUGGAACUGGUUUCUUCUACAUGGCUUUAAUAUUUUUGACAGUAAACUUGGAACAUUUCUUGAAACAUAGGUAAGUAGCUCAGUGUCCUAAUUUAUACUCCUCCCCUGAAAGAGAGUACACUUUUUUUUGUCUAACAGAACCUUCCCUAUAAAAGCAUUAUAUUAUGUAAACUGGCAUUAAAGUGAAUGCUUUUGUUAUUAAAUUAAUGGAGAAGUAAUCAUACUCAUUCUGUGUUAGCACAAAAUGUGCAGGGAAAACCUGUGAAGUUCUUUGAGUUAGAGUUGGCUACAGCUGUACAGAUGCUAAAAGGUGUGGGGGAAAGUGUGAUCCUUACAGUCUGUAAAACUUACUCAAGGUGAAAUUGGUCUAGCUUAUUAAUUGAAAUCUUGACAGAAUUCUUAGUCCUCAACUAUGGAGAAAUAAAAACCUGCUCUGGAAAUUAGUAUUUCCAGAAAAUGUGUUCUUGCCAGUGCAGUGUGCACUUUUUCUACUCCUGCUGAGGACUACUUAACCUUAUCCUCAAAGGCCAAAUAAUAUAGAUCGCUUAGCCAGUCAUUGUAGUGCAGUUAUUUGGCUAAGCUGGCAAGUGUGUGCGUUAGCCUGGAAGUCAGCCCUAAAAGAAAGCCACAAAUUGUGCGUUAUUUCUAGUUACUGGUUCCCAUAACAAGUCGUUUACUCUCUUUGCUAGGAUGAAGUUGGUUUGUGUGUAGGUGCAGAGUGCAGAGGAAUGGGUGCCCUUGGUCAUGACACUGCAUAUAUGUCUCUAGUGCUCAGACCUGUGUAGCUGCUGCCCCCCUUGUUUGCUUUUUGUCAGGUUGCAAAUUUGCACACAUGAAUGAUUCCUCAGGAACAAUUUGCACACUCCUCACUUCAGUGUACUCUGUAUAGACCAAACAUCAUCAGAGGUUAUCGGCACAAGAGGCUUCAUACAUACUAGCAAAGGCCGUGGUGAGCUUGCAAACAAAACUGGUUUCUGCAGGUCAUGGGAAGAGGAGCACACAGUGUUUAAAUGACCUCUCGGUUCUCCCUGUAAAUAAUUUCCAGAUUUUCCUGUCUUAUUGAGGCUGUGUUUGUUUUGUUUUGUUUUCUCCUGUUUCCUCUCACAGUAGUUAAUUAAUUAUUUCUCUGGUUAAUUGCCCUUGAGCUAAGAUUCAAUUAUUAAGCAGCCAACAUUAAGUAAGCAUUAUUCUACAGAUGUAUAUUCAUAGAAUAUACUAAUCUGAGAUAAUAAGAAACAACAAAAAGCCUGCAUUAGCUAUCCAACUGUUAGAGUGUUUAGAGUUUUGGGGUUUUUUGUUUGUUUGUUUUUAUGGUGUAUCCCUUGAGCUCGUAGCUUGGAAUAUUGUAUUUGCUUUUAUCCAAGUGGUAAUCUCUUAAGGGGAUUUUAAAAUUCAAAGUUGGAAUGUGACACUGGUAACUGACACAGCUGAAACCCAGUGUAGAGAACCUUUUCUGUUGUGAUCACUGCGUUCAGAAAAACUGUGCAAAAUAAAGUUCAUUUUUACCAGAAGUUGCAGAGGUUCGUAGAGAAAUGGCUCUUGUGCUUUAAUUGCCACAUCAAAAUUUCCCUUGUCUCCUGACUCCCAGAAUAUUUUGAAGAAACCUGUUCUUUCCCAAAGGAAAUGUCUCCUCUCUGGUCCCCCUGCUACUUAACUGUAAUCACUGCCUCCUCCCUCCUGCCCUAAUUGAGACCUUAACUUGAGCCUCUUUCCAGAGGGGUCCGCCACCUCGCUGCAGGACCUGCUGUUUUACAGAACCAUUCUCUGCUGUAAAGAACUUCACUUUAGGCUUGAUUCAUUUUCAGAAGAGUGCUGAUGGAUUGCACCUCUGGGAAAGUCGUCAGCAUGGGGUUAAGAAUUGAGUGUUUUGGAAAAAAAUAGUUGUGUUGGUUCUUAUAUGUCAUUUAACUAUUGGGACUAUACUAAGUGCAGUAAGACUGAAUGUUCUCCCAGGGUGUGUUUGGGUGAAUGGUUGAUGGCACCCUUGGCUCUUCUUUGUCUUUGUCAGUGUUACAGCCGUGCGAUUGGGGAGAAAUUAUUUAAUGUCACUUAAAAAUGAGAAACUGUGGCUCAAACAAACGCUCAUACAAAGUAUGGAAAUGCCAUGCAGGCACCAAGCUUUUGCCGCCCACCAGCAUAGCAGAGCGAAUGAGGCGUUGCUGUCCAGUUUCCCAUCCGUUUGUCUGGUACUGUCUGUCACCUCUCCUCACUUCCUGAGCUAGGGCACAACGCCACUGGCCUGGGCUCUCUCCUUCUAAACAUUUGGUGGAUUUUGAAUCACUCCUCUGUAUUGGGUGUAUAUUCUCACUCUAAAACAUUGUGGUUAACGAAAAAUAAAUCUUGUACAAAUGUC